UCAACCACAGGAACAGUCAGAGAAGCAUAAAUAAAUAUAUUUUACAUGCCAAAAUGGAGCAAGUGGCCAGAAAACGUAGAACUCCGUUUACACAGGAAAAUAAACCUGUGAAUAAAAGGGCCUGCACCUUGUCAACAAAACCACCUCCAUUAACACUAGUUCAAACCGUUAAAAAACCACUCAAUAAGUUUUCUACCGAUCUUUCGAAUCUUCCGCCAGUUCCCUCAGUCGAUGCUUUUGAACGAGGAUAUCAAGUAGAAUCUAUUUUGGAUAUGGUACAAAAUACUCGCAAGGAGCAGUUUCUAUUCAUCAAAUUUAAGAAUCUCUGUGAACCCGAACUGGUACCUUUGGAACUGGCCGUGGAACGUGUCCCUCACCUACUGUCCAGUUUUUACCAGGAAUACGUCCAGGCCUGGCAAAAACUGAAAAAGCAGAAGAUGGAUAUUUCCCCACAAAUUUAAGGAAGAAAUUUCCCACUUUAAAUUGGAAGCGUGCGAGUUGGGAAGCUGCCACGCUUUUAUGCCGCAUCCUUUUGUGCAGUCUCGCGUCGAGUUUUAAAUAAUUUUAUGCCUAUUUGCCUCGUGCAGCUCGCAAAAUUUCACACCUCAGCCAUCAAAAGUUGGGAAGGACGUGCGUGCCUGAAGUUUCUGCCACACGCAAAUAAAGGAUACCGAAAGGAUACAGAAACGGCUUUAACAUGGGUGUUUCAAAUAGGGCCGUUGCGAAAAUGGUUAUGGUUAUUAGUAAUAAAAAAUAAAUCUACUGUGGUAUCCUUUAAAAAUAA
Drosophila rhopaloa is the source of this 784-nucleotide messenger RNA. RefSeq lists its product as uncharacterized. The coding region runs from base 54 to 461 and encodes 135 amino acids. The record is from RefSeq and is a predicted model, not a curated record. The transcript is spliced from 2 exons. NCBI's taxonomy places the organism in Eukaryota, Metazoa, Arthropoda, Insecta, Diptera, Drosophilidae. Gene Ontology annotation, cellular component: nucleus.